GCAGAUCUUGGGGCUUGUACGGGAUGAUAGCCGAGUGAAAAAGCUCGCGAGUCCCGUGAAGUUCGCUCAUCAGCAGCAGCAGCCCUGGCCUGCCACAAUCCCUUCGACUCGGUUAUCUGCUGUGGUGUUGGAGGUGGCGCUUCCACGGCACCUCAGGCUCCGCAGCUGCAGGAUACCGGAUCUGCUGUCGGGAUUACCACCUCCACGAAAACCACCAUCAUGCAGGACGCAGUUCUUGAAUCCAUCCUCGAGCAAAUGCGUGAAACUGAAGCUCGAAAAGCGGAACUGGAACGCCAACAUGCAGAAGCACAGAAUCAGCUACGCGAAAAGAUAGCAGGACGAUAUCAAGGCCCGGAAUCGGUGGAAGCACUACAGUCAAAGAUAAGGGAACUUGAAAAAAAGACAGAGUUACAAAUGGUCAGACAUGAAGAAUUGUCUUUGGAACUAACAAGUCUGAGACGUGCACGAGGCAGAGUGCCAAUGGUGGGCCAUUCGACGAUUUUAACUACUUGGCCACCAACUGGUUCUGAAAUCGACAGAAUAAUAGCAAAGAUAGAACAAGACAAUAGCGCUAGUAGAAUGGUACAUGAUUUGGAUCAUACUCGAGGAUCCAUUACCACGCAACAACCCUCAGCUACACAGAGUAUUCUGCGAUCCAGUUCGGAAAACCUUCCCAAUCUCAGUCAACAUCCACCUCAUCCACAUGCUCUGAGUCUAGGAAUGCCAACACAGAUAAGUCACUAUACAGGUUCACCUAUGCCCUUAACGCCAAUGAUGCCUGGCUGUCCGCCAUUGACUCCGAAUGGACCGCCAUAUCACUACAGUGAACCAAUUCCACCAGCGCCGUCGCUCUCCACCAGUCAAUCACAACCUGCUUUCCAACAAAAGUUACAACAGUAUCAGCAACCACAACCAACCCAUACCGAGUUACAGAGCUCUCACUCUCAAAGUGUUCUGCAGACACAGCAGAAGCAACAACAAACGCACACCCAUUAUACGAGUAAUCAGUAUCAGGAAAGUUAUCCACAUACGCAAACCUAUCAGCAGCCGCUUCAGCAGCAACAACAGCAACAGCCGCAACAUCCGGCUUCUACAACGUACCUGACGUCAUCGAGCCAAAACAUAAUACCUCAUUAUUCGCAGCCCACACAGACUGGUCAAAGUUUCCAGUUGAAUGGAAAUCAGCAGGCAACGACAUAUCCAAGUUUGUCCAUUACUUCACAUCCAAAUGGAACUUAUAGUACAGGAGCGAGUAGCUUUAGUACUCAACUAUCGCAUCACAACUUUUCCGUUCCACAGACAAGCAUCCCACAAACCACAUUGUCCUCAUUGCCACCCUAUUCAACAACUUCCUUUCAUUCUACUCUGGGCGCACUUACCAGUGUACCUCAAACCGCUCUACCCUUCUCGAGCGUACAGAGCAGUUUCGCCACUAGCGGAUCGACCUAUUCAACCGUCGGGACCAAUGCUUUUGGCACGUCAGGUGUGAGCUCAGGAACCACAUCAACAGGCUUAUUACAAGCGAUAAGCGACCCUCUUCAAGCAAUGCAACAACUUUCUGCGCAAUCUCAAGCCAAUCAGCUGCAACAACAAGCUAUUAUCCAGCAGAUUCAACAAAGUUUACGCGCCAGUUCACCCACAGCACCUGCUACGACGGGUCAUCAUUUCCUUGGUUCAAGACAGAUGCCAAAGAUACCCAGUAGUAUACUAUCUAAUCCCCUAGAUCGACUGACCAAUGACAAUAUCGUAACCGAGGGUCAAGUAGAUAUGUUGGAUGUACCUGGCAAAGGGAGAUGUUACAUCUAUAUUGCUCGUUUUACUUACGAGCCAUUUCAGCAUUCGCCAAACGAAAAUCCAGAAGCAGAGUUGCCUGUUCAGGGUGGAGAUUAUCUUCUUGUUUGGGGACAACCAGACGAAGAUGGUUUUCUUGAUGCAGAAACUCUUGACGGCAGGCGUGGCCUCGUUCCAGCUAAUUUCGUUCAAAAAUUAGUCGGCGAUGACUUAUUAGAAUUUCAUCAAGCUGUCCUUGGUCUCAGGGACGUCGACGAUUCUGCUUCGACCAACAUACCCCAAGUGAGCAAUUGUCACCUACAGGAUAUUGAUCUCGAGUUAGCGGCUCUGGAAGAAGGAAAUCGAAAUCGACAAGCUGAACUAUCUGCGUACGCAGAACUUGAUAAUAUAGCAGAAGAGGAUGAACAAGAACCACCAGUUCCGGCGCCGCAGCACCUCACUCUCGAGCGGCAGUUGAACAAGAGCGUCUUAAUCGGUUGGACAGCACCGGAGAAUACUCACCAGUUGGAAUCGUAUCACGUCUACGUGGAUGGGGUAUUGAAGGUUACCGUGAAAGCAACCGAGAGAACCAGAGCAUUGGUUGAAGGAGUUGAUUCAACUAGGCCACACAGAAUAAGUGUACGUUCAGUGACGCACUCGAGGAGAACGUCUCGCGAUGCCGCUUGCACGAUGGUAAUUGGUAAGGACGUUGCCUUGGGCCCAACUGCUGUCAAGGCAUCAAAUGUUACGGCUACCAGUGCUGUCAUAUCUUGGAUGCCGAGCAAUAGCAAUCACCAACAUGUGGUUUGCGUGAAUAACGUCGAAGUUAGAACGGUCAAGCCUGGUGUUUACAGACACACAAUUAUCGGUUUAGCACCCUCGACAAUUUAUAGGGUGACUGUUAAAGCGAAGAAUCUGAGAGCAACACACUUCGAGGACCAAAACACUCAAGCGGCAAACAAUUUAGCUUGUCACGUCCAUUUCAAAACGUUACCUAAAGGAUUACCUGACCCUCCGGUCGAUAUCCAGGUGGAGGCUGGACCGCAGGACGGCACUUUGCUAGUGACCUGGCAGCCUGUUGCCCUAAACGGUUCGGCCGUCACCGGUUACGCGGUGUACGCCGAUGGGAAGAAGGUCACCGACGUAGACAGCCCCACUGGUGACCACGCUCUAGUGGAUAUACAUAAACUUAUGGGUUUGAAUCCGAAACACAUCACGGUCAGGACAAAAAGCAGGGAAAGUCAAUCCGGCGAUAGCUGUGCUACCGCCAUUCCUUGUAGCGUUCUUCGUGGUGGAACUGCAACUCAUUUGCAACAUGGAUCUACGCAUAUGCAAGAUCAAGGACAACCGCAACCUUCUAAUACCGGGCAAACGGAUGAUCCGAAUAGACAUCGCAUAGGCGGUGUAGAUCAAAGAUAUCCAUCGACUCCUGUACCUUCUCACAUAAGAAGAUACGGAAAUAGAGUCGAUGCACACGGCCAAGUUAUCAUUGAGACUGAUGAAAAUUUAUCCGAUAAAGAAAUUUAUCCUGGACAAAGCAUGUCCCAAAUGGGAGUUCCAGAGAUUACCAAGGAUUCGGCAAGCGAAGCGAAUUACAGCGAAGAAGAUGAUCCCUCGCGUAGAAGUAGAGGGAUGCCACUGCAUCAUGGUGGUCAGCAUCGAUAUGGACCACAAAUGGGACAGCAAGGACUUCCUGGAACCCAUCGACCCGGAAGAAUGGGUGUUCCUGCUGGUAGACCUCAAGAUCCUUACUAUGACCAACCAGGAAAUCAAAGAGGUAGACCAUCUGCAUACCGUGGUGCACGAGGAACGCAAGCUCAAGGUGGUGCCGGCCAUCCAUCGAGCAGUCAAAUGAAUAAAAGAACACGUUGGUUCGUGGCUCUGUUCGAUUAUGAUCCCAAAAGAAUGUCACCUUAUUCAGAUGCCUGUGAAGACGAACUAUCUUUCUCUCAAAACGACACCAUCAAGGUGUACGGCGAGAAAGGCCCGGAUGGAUUUUAUUGGGGAGAAUGUCAUGGUAGGCGUGGAUACGUUCCUUCGAAUAUGGUUGAAGAAAUUAAAGAUCCGAAUCAACCUGUACAAGGACAACCAGGAAGGAGAAGCAGAUGGGGAGAUAUUUACGCUAAUAUGCCAGUGAAGAAGAUGAUAGCACUCUUCGACUACGAUCCUAACGAACUGUCCCCCAAUGUUGAUUCUCAAGUGGAACUGGCAUUCCGAAGUGGGAAUGAGAUCUAUGUCUACGGUGAUCUAGACGGCGAUGGAUUCUACAUGGGCGAAUUAAAUGGACUAUGUGGCUUAGUUCCAAGCAAUUUCCUCACAGAAGCAACUGAUCAGCCGCCACAAGGACAACUUCCUCCAGGAAGUAGAAGGCCUCCUGGUCAAAGUCAAGGACCAGGAGUGAGAGGACCGCCUCCUCCACCUCGAGAACCUCCUCCACCUCGAGAACCACCUCCUAGUGGUCAUCGACGAGGCAAAGAUGCCUGCAUUGUGCCUGUGUCUGUCCCUGUCUGUCACUUAGACUCUAGACAACAACAACAACAACAACAACCAUCACUAAUGAACAACCAACAACAUCAACUCCAACAUCAACAAAACAAUCCACCGCAUCUAGCGUACCAACAAGCGAAUCACCACAGCUACACGACUGUAACCACGUCCAACCAACAUGGGCCCACACCUAUGGGUGCCCAUCAGCAAGGUUCCGUACCACCCCACCUUCAACAGCAGGGGAAGGGGAGGGGAGGCGUGAUUAAUCGUGGUAGUAAUGUACCAGGAGGUAUGCAGAACCUUGGACAGCAUAUGCAACAACAAGACUACCAGCAACAGAAUCAACCGUAUCAACAACAGCAACAAAAUCAACAGAACCAAAAUUAUCCGCAACAGAAUCAAGGAUAUCAACAGCAAGGUGCAGGUUUUGGUGCUCAAGGCCAACAGUUCCAGCAGCAACAGCCUCAGCAGCAACAACAGCAACAAUCGAAUCAACCGUACUCGCAACAAAACCAGGGUUCUUCUAUGCAAGGCAGUCAGGGAACAAGUAAACCGAUGAGAGGAAUACCGACUGUAUUGCCGACGCCUCAAGCGAAAGCGCAACCAAGUACCACGCAGGGCCAACAACAGCAACAACAGCAGCAACAACAGCAGCAACAGCAACAAAGUACAGGGCCAAAUCUGAUGCAAAAAUUCACGGAGAUGGCCGGUGCGAGCGCUGGCGGCGAUAUCCUGUCGAAAGGGAAAGAACUGAUUUUCACGAAGUUCGGACUAGGCAAGUGAGUUAUUACCCUGCCCGUGUCGCCAGCUCCGCUUCUUCUCCAUUUCUGUCCCGCAACGUUGUGAUGGAUCCACGCUGAAAGCUCGAGGAGUCAAGAGAGUUGUCGUUAAAUCAGUAUUACGGAGAAACUUUCGCGGAAUGCAAGCGAGACGCGCAGGCAGGAACGUACGAAUGCGUCUCGUCCGAUCAGGUCUUCGCGAAUAUCCCUGAACGAAUACAGAUAUAAAUGUGUGCUGCCAUUGCUGCUGCUGCUGUUGCUGCUGCUAACGACUGUUAUUAUUUUUCGCAAACCAUUGCUGGAUCGUUCGAUUAAAAGCACUGUUCGUCCGCGAAAGACCGAGUUACUUAAUGAGAUUGUUACCAACAACCUCGUUCGUACGAUCACCUAUAAUCCUUAGCAACAUGAAAAAGGAAAGAAUGUUCGCUUGCGUUUUUCUAAUAAUACCAUUCGGGGAAAAUCGUUUGGGAAAGCAUUACAACCGAUCUCGACGUAAAGUUGCACGAUUAAUGACUUUGAUUCUUCAGAAUAUACGCAGAACCCUGAAAAUAACGAACAAUCUUUGUUGCAUUCUUUUCGAUCUUCUUUUUAUCCUCAUUUGUCGUCUCUUACUUCUUCUUCUUCUUUAUCUACGACAGAAGCCCUAAAUAUCACGUAGACGGUUUAUUGGAAUGCUAAAAUACGUUAUCACGACAGAAACCAGCCGAGCAAAAUACGUAUAACAUAUAAAUAAAAAUAAUCUUUUAUCUAAUCUCUUCUAAUCUUUUAUCUAUACGUGCGAAAAAAUAGCGUGGAUCAAAUCGAAAUUGCGCGAAGUUGAUAAAAAUUUGUUAAAAAGGAAAAGAGAGUAGAAUUGUUUUAUUUCGUAGUUUAGACUUUUAAGCUGUUGAAACUUCGCGUUACAAAAGGUUUUUACAAACUGUUAGACAACGGACUGACAUUUUUGCGACAGAGCAUUCUAAGGAAAUGUCGAAACGUGACAUAAGUACAGAACAGACUUUUAUACUCUUGUCCCCUGUCGUUUAGUUUCCCCUUUUUCAUUUGUUUUUCUUCGUCUGGUGUUUAAUUUUCUUCUCCUAAUAUUUACAAGUGAUAUUUGCUUUAAACCAUUACCCGCAUAUAAAGAGAAAGAAGUAAACGAGUUACUAUAACAAUAGUCGAAUAGAUAUUAAGCAAGCGGAUCAUUCGUAAAGGAAUAAACUGAGAAGUAGCUCUUUGUCAUGUUCGAGCACGACAAUGAAAUUAAAUGAUUUUACAAAACAAAAGUCAGAUGACACGAAGAAAUACAUGUUAACUUAAUAAUCGGUCGAAGGAUUUAUAAUAG
Molecule: messenger RNA, 6360 nt
Organism: Eufriesea mexicana
Lineage: Eukaryota; Metazoa; Arthropoda; Insecta; Hymenoptera; Apidae
Gene: Rbp
Product: RIMS binding protein
Exons: 17
Coding region: 220-5040 (1606 amino acids)
Biological process (GO): neuromuscular synaptic transmission
Molecular function (GO): protein binding
Source: RefSeq, a predicted model, not a curated record